Callorhinchus milii (elephant shark) is the source of this 360-nucleotide messenger RNA. RefSeq names its product serine/threonine-protein kinase Nek6-like. The coding region runs from base 55 to 360 and encodes 101 amino acids. The record is from RefSeq and is a predicted model, not a curated record. NCBI's taxonomy places the organism in Eukaryota, Metazoa, Chordata, Chondrichthyes, Chimaeriformes, Callorhinchidae. The transcript is spliced from 5 exons. Gene Ontology annotation, molecular function: ATP binding; protein kinase activity. Gene Ontology annotation, biological process: protein phosphorylation.
CUGCCUGAGCCCCACAGCCCCACAGUGAGGGCUGACUCCAGGGUCCCGGCGACAAUGGAGGAGCAGAGGAACGGGCGCUCUCGUCCUCUCGAGGAUCAGAAGCUGCUGUACCGACGCCCGGCUCCCGGUGACCAGCCCGAGCCCCAGAGACACCUGUUCCCCUACCACAGCCGCCUGGCCGACUACCAGAUGGAGAAGAAAAUCGGCCGGGGGCAGUUCAGCGAGGUUUACCGGGCAACCUGCCUGCGGGAUGGCAAAGCCGUGGCUUUAAAGAAGGUUCAGUUAUUUGAAAUGUUGGAUGCCAAAGCGCGUCAGGACUGUAUCAAGGAGAUUGACUUGUUAAAGCUUCUUCUGGUUUAG